AUGAACUCGUUUCAACUUCUUCUCCUCGCCGCCUUCAUCGGGAUUGCCUCGACCCAAUGGAACCUUGACUGCAAAAUUCAAGUAAAAUUCCGUCAUGAUGGACAUCAGAAGGUACGUACUUCAGGAAAAUACUCUUCUCAAAUUAUAUGUUCACUUUCAGGUCCGUGUGGAUCUUCUUGUCCCAUCUCUCUCUAUCAUGUCUGACCCAGUUAUUCUGAGCGAAUGGAAACAGGAAAAGACUGUUAAUGUGGGUUACAUUUGAGUAUGUUAUGUCGAUGAUAUGACUGUAUGUUCAGAUCAAGGGAAAGAACUGCGAGAGAAAGCCGUGGGUGUUCAUGAUUUACGGAUGGCAGAACAACCAAUGGGUGCUGAAGAAGAAGACGUCGGCCAAGUUCACCGGAAACGGAUGGUUCAUGACUUCCAUCCAGGAGGACUACACUCUUAACGUGAUCGAUCGUCACGGAAUCGCAUGCUCCGAGGGAAACUGCGGAAAGUAA
Molecule: messenger RNA, 497 nt
Organism: Caenorhabditis sp. 36 PRJEB53466
Lineage: Eukaryota; Metazoa; Nematoda; Chromadorea; Rhabditida; Rhabditidae
Source: the annotation of a GenBank genome assembly